UCCGACAUUCACGUCAAACAGAUGUAAACAAUAACAAAGCGAAAAGGAACAUUCUUUCGGUUGCAAUUGCAAGGAGAAAUCGCCACGAUGGAGAGCAAUAAAACGCACAACGACCAGGAGGUGACGGGCGUGUCCCGGAGUGGUCGCGUCUGCAAGAAACCCUCCAAACUGAUGGACUUCCAGUCGCCGGAUGAUAUUGAAGCGAAGCAGAAGAAGCUGCCCGUGUCGCAUCGGCAAUCGGCCAAGCUGUCCUCCUCGCAGGAUGAUUUGCUUUCCCCACAUGAGGAUGGGCACACGGAAUCGGACGAGCACGAGGACUCGCAUUCGAACGGAUCGAGCGGAAGCGAAACGUACAGCAGCGAUGAGGACGCAAUGGACAUUGAGGAAGUGUACACUGGGCUGAACGAUGGUGAUCGGAGCGAGGGUGAGCUGGUGAUUGAUGCUGGCUCGAAGAAACGGCCGACGAAGAAAAGGGCCGAUAAAAGUAGACGCCAAAGCAACAAGAGCCCUAAAGCAGGUGGCAGAAGCUCGGCAGCGAAGCGCAGGAAACCGACCAAACGCACCAAAACGAACUCAUUCUCACAGAGCAAGACAAGGAAGGAUAAAACGGUUCCGACUAAACCGGCCGGAUGCAUGCCCACGGAUGUGGCUGCGCAUCUCAGCCUGCUGGGAGACAGCCUAACGAUUAUUGGAGAACGACUAAAAGAGCAUGAAGGACAAAUUACCGUUUCCGGCAGCUUAUCCGUUCUGUUGGACAGUUUAAUCUGCUCACUUGGCCCACUGAUGUGUCUGACACUGCAAAUACCCGGCAUGGAGCGGAACUCGGACCAUCUGCGGGAGCUGUUUAGGAACACGCUGGAUAACAUUGCCUACGUAAUGCCCGGAUUGUAGUGGGGGAAACGGAAAGGGCGACGCAUAUCUAUACUAUUAAGUUAUUGUCCUACAUUGUACAUAAAUCAUUACAGUUA
Anopheles coluzzii is the source of this 968-nucleotide messenger RNA. RefSeq names its product HMG box-containing protein 4. Bases 88 to 891 code for a protein of 267 amino acids. The transcript has 5 exons. The record is from RefSeq and is a predicted model, not a curated record. NCBI's taxonomy places the organism in Eukaryota, Metazoa, Arthropoda, Insecta, Diptera, Culicidae.